Molecule: messenger RNA, 2068 nt
Organism: Selaginella moellendorffii
Lineage: Eukaryota; Viridiplantae; Streptophyta; Lycopodiopsida; Selaginellales; Selaginellaceae
Exons: 2
Coding region: 321-1880 (519 amino acids)
Molecular function (GO): myosin binding
Source: RefSeq, a predicted model, not a curated record
AGGCGGAAGUCUGUGUGCUGUGAUGAUGAUGGAGACGCGCGGAUGAAACAAUGCGUCUUCUAGGGUUUUUCCUCUUCUUUAUUUCGUAGGGCUAUCCUUCUUGUUCUUGGCGCCCGGUGUCCUCCGGCAUCGAUCAGGGUUAGUAAUCCAAGGCGGCGAUCCAUCGAUCAAUCGAUCGGGAUUCUUUCUUGGCGGCGGCAGCGGCCAAGAUCGAAUUUUCUUUCCGAGGGUUUUCGAGGCAAGGCAUGGCCCUAUUCUUGAUUCUUCCAUGAUGCGGCAGCGAUGCUGCUGACGAUGACGCUGAUCGCCGCCUCUCCGCUAUGGCUCCCCCUGGACGCGCUGGUGCUGAUCUAGAUGGUAGGGAUUACUGGAGCGCCAUCGUCGCCGGGUUCUUGGAGCUCUUCAUCGCCUGUCUCGUGCUCCUAACGGCCGGCGUCUCGCUCCUCGCCUCCAAGCUCAUCAAGAUCUUCGACCUGCCGUAUCCAUGUACGUAUCUGGGGCUCCAGCACGAGCGAUCGGUGCUGUGCGAGCAGCACAGGAGGCUGGCGCUGCUCAAUCUCCAGCUGCAUGACUCGUGUGGCGAGUGCUUGCGAGAGCUGACGGCGGCGCGAAUCGAGCAGAACGCGCGAGUUCUUCCGCUCUUCCAGGAGCCGCGCGUGAGGGAACUUCACGAUGGAAGGGGCGACGAUCACCAUGACAAUGAAGAGGACGAGCUGGGUGAUGACGGAUUUGGGACCGAAGCGAUCGCGCACAAGGUGACGAGCGUGGCCGUGGACGACAAGAAAAAUCCGGAGGUGCCGUCGCCUAGAGUUGGAGCUACAGGAGAUCGUUGUGUGAAGCGAAAGUUUGCGAAGAUAUUCGUGGAGGAGCUUCCGCAUGAUCAGGUUUCGUCCGGCGUGAAAUCUUCCGAGGAGGAGAAAGAUAGGGGCGAUGCUACCUCGGAUCUCUCCGUCGAGAGCGUCAAGGCAGCAUUCCAAGCGGAGAAAGACGCUCUGAACUCACUUUAUGUGGAGCUCGAGGAGGAAAGGAAUGCGUCGGCCAUAGCUGCCAACGAAGCCAUGGCGAUGAUCACUCGGCUCCAGGAGGAAAAGGCAGCGGUUCAGAUGGAGGCUCGUCAGUACCAGAGGAUGGUUGAGGAGAAAGCGGAGUACGACCAGGAGGCUAUCACUCUUCUCAAGGAGAUACUCUUCAAGCGAGAACAGGAAAAGUUCGUGCUGGAGAAGGAGGUGGAGUCUUAUCGAAAGCGGCUACUGCCCGCGAGAGAUGGCGACGACGUCGACGACUGGCUUCCAUCGAGGCUGCUCCUCGAAGGUGGUGGUGGUGGUGGUUUCGGUGCGGGCCAGAGAAAACCAACCGAGCUUUCACGUCGGCAAGGUACCAAUCUUCUCGAGGACUUCGAUCGGGCGAGCUCGCAUCACUCCGGGAGUGUAUCCGGCGACGAAGCCACAGGGAAUGGAGCGGAAGAGCUGGGCUUUCAACGCAACGCAAGCGCUGCAAGUCCGGGUGGUGAUUAUGGUGGCGAUCCAACAGCGCGUGGUGAUAUCGAUCUCGAUCGAGGAAAACGUAGCGAUCAAGUGGAAGAAGCUUUGAGCAACGGCAACUCCGACCUUGAUCUUCGAACCACCUCCAUGGUCAUGAGAGACAACUUCCGAUUGGCCAUGGAAAACGACAUCCGAGAGCUAACGUCGAGAUUGCAGGUGCUCGAGGACGACAGGCUGCUGCUCACGCAGGUUGUGCAGUCGCUCACGGCCGACAAGCCGGAUCAUCUCCGAGAGCUCGCGCAACACUUUCGACUCAAGAAGGCCGCCGCCGACCUCGCAGUUCCUCCAGUCUCUCAGGUGGUCACGAAGAAACGAAGAAUGGAAGGAAGCUUUUGGUAGAAGAUCUUGUUUGGAGCAUCGAGUCUAUCAAGGAUUGGAGUAGAGAAUUUGGAUUUGGAGCGUUUCGCGAGGAUUUGGAGCGCGAAUGUAGAUUUGUUUCAUUCGAGCGUUUAUUGUAUUUGUAAUGUUUGUAUUGUAUUUAAAGGAAGGUUAUGUAUGGUAGCUUGCCCUACCUUUAAAAUAAUGCU